UUUCAUCAGAUCAGAGAAAAUAUCGCUCGCGUACGGACCUGCUGAAGGGCGCUUUAGGGAAAGUUUCGUUGGUUAAAAAAAUCGAUAAAAAUGAUCAAAAGUGGCCACUUUUGGUGGCAAAACAGUUGAAAAGUGUACCGCUGAUUUCAGGGACAGUGUGAUUAAUGGAAAAAAGUGUGAAAUUAAUGAAAAAGGUGUGUUUACUGUGCUCGGUUUAAUUUUUUCGCCCAACCCCGUCCGUACACAGAGGCUGGCGAUUCGUGUUGAGCUCCUCCAUUUUGUGCAUGUGUUGUUUUGAGGUUGUCGAUCAUAGCUUGCUCUAUUUUUCCAUUUGUGGGGAUCGAAUGGCUGUUCUUUAUGGUGGAAAUUAAAAAAAUCUACCCAUGAACUAGUGGUAAAAUUGUGUGAAUUGAAUUGUUUCUGUUUUUCGAUUAUGAUUAAAAUUUGCUAGUAAACUGAAAAUUAGCGGAGGUGGAGAUGAUGUAUGGGACGUAGGAUUUGUUCCGGAAUUGUGCGAAGAGAGCAAAAGAGCAAACCGUGAAGAUAAACUAGAAGAACGUGUUGUGUUAAGUGAAGUGUGUAGUUGUGUCUCGAAGAAAAUAGGAGUAUUGCGGGCAAGCUUUGUGAAAAAUUCCGACAGCUAUAGGCAAAAUGUGCGAAGACCCGAAAAUAAAAAUUCAGGUGUUUCGACCGACGUGGGAGGAGUUUAAGAAUUUUCCCAAAUACGUCGAAUACAUCGAGUCACUGGGUGCACACCGGGCAGGCCUGGCAAAGAUCAUCCCACCACCUGAAUGGAAACCCCGCAAGGCCGGCUACGAUCUAGACGGUCUCAACCUGACCAUCCCGGCUCCGAUUUGCCAAGUAGUUGCGGGCAAACAGGGCCUCUACCAGCAGAUCAAUAUUCAAAAGAAUCCACUCACGGUUAAACAGUUUGCAGAACUGGCCAAUACGGAAAGAUAUGCUACUCCGAAACAUUUCGACUAUGAGGACUUGGAGCGCAAAUACUGGAAAAACAUCACCUAUGUGGCUCCCAUUUAUGGCGCCGAUGUCUGUGGCAGUGUUACCGACACUGACUGCAAUAUCUGGAAUAUCAAUCAUCUGGGAACGAUCCUUGACUACGUAAACCAGGACUACGGGAUCUCAAUCGAUGGUGUAAACACGGCAUACCUGUACUUUGGUAUGUGGAAAACCACUUUUGCAUGGCACACCGAAGACAUGGAUCUUUACUCGAUCAACUAUCUCCACUUCGGUGCUCCCAAAACGUGGUACGCCGUACCGCCAGAACACGGCCGUCGGUUGGAAAAGUUGGCCAACAGUUGCUUCCCGGCAAGCUUUCAAACAUGUCCGGCUUAUCUGCGCCACAAGAUGACUUUGAUUAGCCCUCAAAUUCUUAAACAGCAUAACAUCCCCUUCGACAAGAUAACGCAAGAGGAAAACGAAAUUAUGAUCACUUUCCCGUUCGGAUACCAUGCUGGUUUUAAUCACGGAUUUAACUGUGCGGAGUCGACGAAUUUCGCACUCGAACGUUGGAUCGAGUACGGCAAGAGGGCUACUCAAUGCUAUUGCAGUUCGGAUAUGGUCAAAAUUUCGAUGGAUACUUUUGUCCAGCGGUUUCAACCUGAUAAGUACGAAGCAUGGAUGAAUGGAACAGACUUUGGACCACAUCCGGAAGAUCCAACGCACAUUGUUGGACCACCGCCUCGAUUCGCAGAUAACGAUAAGGACGAAGGCAUAGAAUCAUUCACCGAAGAAGGCGAGCGCACGCCAAUGAAAAAGGCCUGUAAUAUGACAGCUAAUAACCUUCGAAAAAUGUCCUUUAAGGAGAAAAACCCGGACCUAGAUUUGAAUGACAUACAGAACAAUCCGCAUAUUCCAGAUGAUGUUAAAAUGGUCCUUAGCGGUGCACUUACGGCCAUAGUGGGGGAUGAUGCGGAUGAUGAUUUUGAAGAAGAACCAAAUAAAUCACCCCACAAAUCGGACUCGACUUCUGACAGCUUUAAGUCCUCCUCUUAUGAUCCAUUCGAUUCCGAUGAGGAUGACGAUGAAGGAGAGUUUAGUUCAAAAAGCAAGAAGCGAAAGAAGAAGAAGAAGCGUGCAGGCAGUGACUUUGACGAUGACUGGGCUUUACCGCAAGGUAGAUCGAGAAAGUCGGCAUCACCGAGAAAAAGGCUGUCCCGAGAGCAGCUUGCCGCAAAAGCUGAAAGAGAAAACAAGCGCAUGGAACGAAGAACAAAAGUAGAAGAAAGACGAAAACAGCGUGAAGAAGAAAAGAUAGCUCGCGAGCAAGAACGUGAACGGAAACGAGAGGAGCAAAAGGAAAAGAAAGAACGCGAGCGGAUGGAGAAGAAGGAGCAACGACUGUCUGACUCGAAGCAGAAAGCAAUGGACCGAAUAAAGGAUCGCAUGAUUAAGGAAAAGCGAUCGCCCAAGAAGUUGACCAACGGAACCUCACCUGCGAUGAAAAAGAUCAAGAACCAGUUAAUGAAGGAACUUCCACCACCGCUGAAAAUUCUGGAGCAUCACAAAAAGUUUGAAGAUUUAGCCGAGUCUGCCCCAAAGCCCUGUUUGGACGACGAGAGAGAAUCUGACCACUCAAAAUCUAACCACACACAAUCUGCCGACGGUAAUGUUGCUGAUGCCGGUGACAGUAACUCAAAAUCGCUUCAUAAACGAGUUAUAUUUACCUCGGAACAGCUACUGGGGCUCGAACGGCUGUUUAAGGACAAAAAAUACUUUGGUCUUGCAGAACGAGGUCAGAUCGCUACUAUUUUAAAGUUGAGUGAAGCGCAGGUGAAAAUCUGGUUCCAGAACCGACGGGCCAAAUGGAAAAGAGUGCAGGCUGGUCUUCCUCCUCGCGGAGCAUCCAAUCGGGGGAGUGGCAAAACGGCGACUAGCUCAAAUUUGGAUAUUGGCGAGUCCAAGCCUCCCGCAGGGCCUUGCUCGAACGACGAGAGAGAAUCUGGUCAAUCUAUUGACGGAAAAGGAACUGAUGCUGGUGACGGUAGCUUAAAAUCGCUUCGGGGACGAACUUCCUUUACCUCGGAACAGCUGUUGGGGCUGAAACGAGAAUUUGAUGUUAGACAAUACGUUCACAAGGCGGAACGAAGGAAGAUCGCCGCUAGUUUAAAGUUGAAAGAAGAGCAGGUGAGAGUCUGGUUCCAGAACCGACGAUCCAAACGAAAAAUAGUGAAGCCUGUUCUCAACCCACACGGAUUAGUUAACCAGGAGACUGGCAGUAUCACGACCAGCUCAAAAAUAGAAGAUUCUUAUACCCCUACACAUGCAUCAAUUAGCGAUUUGAUCUCAGCACUAACAAAUGGAGAAGUUAUAGCUGGUUGUACUGAAGGCAGAACUGUUGAAAAUCCUCGGAAUGGAGAAGACGAACCUGGUUGUAGUGAAGGCAGAACUGCGGUAAAAUCUGAGUAUGGAGGAAGCGAACCUGUUUUUACUGAAAGCAAAACUGCGGAAAACCCUGCGUAUGGAGAAGAUGGUCCUGAUUGUACUGAAAGCAGAACUGCGGAAAAGUCUGGAUAUGGCGAAGACAAAUCAGGUUGUACUGAAAGCAAAACUGCAGAAAACCCUGGGAAUGGAGAAGAUGAACCUGGUUAUACUGAAAGCAAACCAGCGGAAUACCCUGCGUAUGGCGAAGAUGAUCCUGGUUGUACUGAAAGCAGAACUACGGAAAAGUCUGGAUAUGAAAAAGACGAACCAGGUUGUACUGAAAGUAAAACUGCGGAAAACCCUGGGAAUGGAGAAGACGAACCAGGUUGUACUGAAAGCAAAACUUUGGAAACCCCUGCGUAUGGAGAAGAUGAUUCAGGUUGUACUGAAAGCAGAUCAGCGGCAAACGCUGGGGGUGGAGAAGAUGAACCUGGUUGUACUGAACGCAGUACUGCUGAAGGACACCAGUAGGGAGGUUAGCAAUUUCAAGGUAUUCGGACUGAACAAACUAGAACAUAAAUCGCCCGGUAUAUUUUUGAGGUUAGAGUUAAUUAGCGAAAUGUGUACGGAUGUGAAUACUGUAGCGAUUGAGGCGUUUAGGUUCAUAAUUUUAUAAUUUUUCAAAACAACGUAACCGAUUAUUUCUUGUGUAAAUUAAGGCCAAUCAGUAUAAGAGAGCGGUGAUUUAUUAUCAAAUCAUUUUAAAGUAUUGUAAAAAGUAAAAUUGAAAGGUGUUUUUUUUGAGAUUAGCGAUAAUCAACGGAAUGUGUCCCGAUGUGAGUGUUGUAGCGAUUGUGGCGAUUAAGGUUUAUUAACCUAUAAUUUUUCAAGAAAACGUGAUCUUUUUUUUUGUAAAUUAAGGCCAAACAGUAUAAGCGAGCAGUGAUUUAUUAUCAAAUCAUUUUAAAGUAUUCGAAUGAAACAUUGCACGAUGAUGACAUCACAGGAAAUAAUGACAGUUCAGCGAGCUUGUUACCAUUUAAAAGCGAUAUGAACGAUUUCCUCACACUGGUCAGAUGAAAAAAAAAUUCUAAGUCUGUGUAAAAAAGCUCUUUGAACUGUUAAAAAGUGACGAUUUUCAAAUAUAUAAUGUAGACAGAGAGAUGGGGAAGCCAUACUUCUAACCGAAUUGUAUUCGUAUUAAACAUCAAGCACUUGUGUAAAUGUAUCAUCACAAAUUUUAGUGAGCAAGUAGGCGACGUGGAUUACACUGUAAUAAAGCAUAUUCAAUUCUAAAA
Topomyia yanbarensis is the source of this 4679-nucleotide messenger RNA. RefSeq names its product lysine-specific demethylase 4C-like. Bases 652 to 3912 code for a protein of 1086 amino acids. Gene Ontology annotation, biological process: chromatin remodeling; regulation of DNA-templated transcription. Gene Ontology annotation, cellular component: nucleus. Lineage: Eukaryota; Metazoa; Arthropoda; Insecta; Diptera; Culicidae. The transcript has 9 exons. Gene Ontology annotation, molecular function: DNA binding; histone H3K9 demethylase activity; DNA-binding transcription factor activity, RNA polymerase II-specific. The record is from RefSeq and is a predicted model, not a curated record.